AAGAGCGAUAAUUGUUAUUGUUAGCUUGUUAGCUAGCAGACGAACUGGUGAAUGGAGAUAUGACAGAGUAAUAACGUCUUAUUACAUGUGCACGAUUAAGUUAUUACAAACGUAAAGUGAUGGAGGACGGAAACAGGACUGAUGCUGCUUCCACAUCCAAGAGCCAUGCAGGCUCACUCCACCUGCAGACUCCAAAAAACGAGGACGCCUAUGAAAUUGCCAUCCCCUAUGAAGAGAGCAACUUUGAGCAGCAAGGAUUUUUCAACCAGAGUGAUCAGAAUUUUGAUGAGUCGCCCCCAUCUGCUGGCACGUCUCAAUUAAACAACUCAUACAUGGUGAUCACCAACCUGCGGACCCAGCUACAGAUCUUUCUGGAGAAAAACUCUUGGCUGCAGAAAAGAAUUGAGGACUUGGAAGAGGAGAGGGACUUCCUCCGUUGCCAGCUAGACCGCUUCAUCUUUUCCACAAAGAGCCAGGGACGGGAGCAGAGUCAGAGCCAGUACAGUAACGGCUACGAAUCCAGACGAUUCAACUGGAGGGUAAGAAGAGAGGAAGAUCGUCCUGUUGAACAGAAGACAGAGUUGCAGCAUUUCCCCUCACGUCAGUUUAUCCAACGAAGGCCUGGUCCUCUAACCAUGGUGCCUUCCAAAACCAUGGGGGGGGGGGGGGAUUUGUUACUUAAUUGAUAAUACUUAUGAGGGGGGAAAUUGGAGGGGAAAAAACUUAUGUUGUGGGAUUUUUUUAUGUUGUCAUCAGAUUCACUUUCACUCUUGGGAGAAUCUGAUGAGUACUUGGAACAGGACGGUUACCUCGAGGAGGAGGAAAUGAUAUCAGGGGAAGAUGUAAUGCAAGAUACCAUUAACAGCAACAGACAUCAAUUAAAAAGGAGGCGGGUCUUCCGAGCCCCUAGAGAGCGACAGAGAGUGAAAGAUGCGGCUGGAGUGCUGUUUCGCUACAAGAAGAUCCUGCUUACAUACCAGCGUCUGAAAAACAUGUCGAAAGCCUUCCAAAUCCAUGGUGUGGACCGCAAUACGGUGGCUUCCACCACACCCAUUGCUGAACUGCUACUAGUGGCCCCAGAGAAGGUGGCAGAGGUGGGCGAGUUUGAUCCAUCCAAGGAGAAGCUACUGGACUAUGCCCGGCGCUGCUACACUGCCCUGGAUGAGGAGACACUUAGCAGGGUGCAGGCCCUGAAGAAAAAUAACCUGCUCCUGCCCAUCUCCUACAGGUUUAGACACUGAGGAGAGAAAGACAGUGGAGUUGGUGGUUAAGUGUGGAGAGAAGAGGCAGUUAUUUUUUGCUGCAGCAGGCCAGCUCACCUCCGAGAGAUGCCAAGAGGCAGGAGGAAUUAUUUUGCUAUCUCAGCGUCCCGAUUAUGGCCAUGUAAACUGCGGCAGAGAUCCUUUACUUUUCAAACAAUUACACUUUUCCAAUUUCAUUUUUAUUAUCAAAAGGGUGUCAGUUUCUUUGACAAAUCCUCCUCGCCAUUGUUCCAUAUUGAGGAUAUGGGAGUGCCUGCUGUAGCCGGAAAGGGAAAAAACAUGGUUCUCAUUGCUCAAAGAGCAAAAAUGGCAUGUCUGUGUGAUUUAGAAUUUGUGUACAAGAAUGUGUCUUUACUAUUGGGAUUAAAGAGGGGAUUGCCUUUCUUCAGUACUUAGCUGGUGUAAUCAUCUUAGCUCAUUCAUGUUUCAGCCUCAGUGUUCGCAGAGACACACAGACCUUUGCUUUCCUGAACAAAAUUAUGCUGCACUCCAUAGAUUUUGUAGAAUUAUACUGUAUGUUUAUAUUUCUCUGUGUGUCUUUGUUGUAAUAUUUUUGGCAUUGUCAUUAUAUCCUCAACUAUUUUCACUUGCUUUAAUGCAAUUUAUGUCAUGUCCUGGUGUGAGACAGUUUUGGUCCACUUUCACUCCCUGAAUACACUACUUUUUCCUUUCUUUUGGUUUAAAUGAGGGGCGAACUCUUAAAGAGUAGGACAUAUAACAAACUGACUAUAAAAUGUGUUUGUUUUUUUACAGUAACAUACUUCUGGCAACAAGAUCCACUUGUUUAUAGUUUAAAAUCAAAGACAGACAACACCUGUUGGUCUUGGGCCCAGUUUUAACAGCAAUACUGCUGCAUUACUCUGUUGUUCCACUAAGGGUUGUACCAAGCCUUUUUUGUAAAUGAUCCGCACUAAAAUGUUUCACUUCUUAUGCUUCUGGUAUUGAGGCUCUUGCUGUAAUGCAUUCGUGGCAACAAUACCUUUUGUAAAAGAGUAAAGAGCAUUUACUAUACUAGCUAUAUGUAACUUUGUGUAACUUCUGGUUCUGUGAGAAAAACUGUGGGCAUUAACUACACAACACAAACAUGUUACAGUUUGAGUUACAGAAUCAGCAAAAGCAACUAGCUUCCCAAUGCUCCAGUAGAAGUACCCAAUGUCAAUACCUUAGGAGUAAAUCUCAUCAGAGUCAGUGAACCAAUAAGCAUGCAGCAAGCUUCUACUAAGAUCUAAUAAUGCUGGGAUUUACUGUCUAACAUUACACGUUGUAAAGGCAUGCAGGAAAAACCCUGUUACGCACAGAGACAGAGAGAAAAGAUUUGUGCUGUAAUGUGUAAUGUUGUAAUUUCUUUUUGUUUUAUAAAAUGUUGGUAUCGAAAAAAAGUAACGUUUUUGAAUCGGUAUCCAAGUCACAGUAUUGGCAUCGGUACCGGUAUCAAAAACCUUUGAACGAUACCCAGCCCUAUAGUUAAUAGAGAUCUAGUCAAAAUUUUCAAAGCAGCAAACAUUAAUUAUAUUGUACACUAAUGUGUGGUGUUUAUACCAGUACAGUAACAUUGUGAGAUCUCUUAUAUUAAAACAGAUUAGGUAACAGUGGAAUACAGUGGCUUUUGACUUAAAUUUUCCUAAAAGUAAACAGAUAGGUACUUCAAUCUGUGGAAGUUAUGCCACUGUCUGAUUGUUUGUAUGACUAAAAAGCAAACAGUGCACGGUGCCGUGCAAGUGCUAAGAAGAAUUUGUAAAACCAUUCCAGGGUACAGUGUUUAAAAAAAAACAGUAAUCCGUUUUUUCUCAUUUGUAUGUCUCAUAUUUAUAUCUGUUGAGUAUAAUGUGUAUCUCACUGAAAGUUGCCUAUCACUCACCAAAUGUAUAGUAAGACACACAGGUCAUUAAAGUAUUUGAUUUUUUACAAAAAUGUAGAUUUAUUUAUCUGUAAUAUCCAACAUUACCAUUCACUGAAAAAUGCUUAUGAUUGGGGAGUAAAUUGCUAACAAUUUCUGUAGUAUGUUUUACCCUGUCUGUGGGAAAGACAGGCUAAGACAAGGUGUUCCUUCAGCCAUUGGCAUAUCCCACAUAUACAGUAUAUGUAUAAUCCCACCCAUUACAUAUAUAGUACAUACAUUGUGUGCAAAAAUGAUUUAUUUAUUCUCUUUUAAGCAUCAGAAACUGGGCAACUAUAUAAUGCAGUAAAUGGUCUUUUAGAUAAAAGAAAAUCUGGCUUUCCUUUGAGCACUUUAUUUUGUAAUUUCCAGUUAAAGCAAUGUGGUCAGAAUUCUAUCAUGUCAUAAAAAGUUUGUGAUUUUUUUGUAAAUUUGAUAAACCCAGGUUUUUGAAAUUCAAUAAAUUUGACGGACAGCAA
Perca fluviatilis (European perch) is the source of this 3617-nucleotide messenger RNA. RefSeq names its product coiled-coil domain-containing protein 106-like. NCBI's taxonomy places the organism in Eukaryota, Metazoa, Chordata, Actinopteri, Perciformes, Percidae. The transcript is spliced from 7 exons. The record is from RefSeq and is a predicted model, not a curated record. Gene Ontology annotation, cellular component: nucleoplasm.